AUGACUUGGGAUGAAGUCGUGAAAGCCUACACUCAAAUCACAAGCAACUCUGUUGACGCUGGGGCAAAUGUCGAUGAGCUUGACUUUGAGAACAUGUACAUCAUGAUUUCUACUGCUGGCAUUGAGAUCAGGGGCAAGAUUCACUUCAACGGUGCGACCAGCGCCGAGGGGUACAUCAAGUUCAACGAUGACGGCCUAUCCAUAGGUGGUGGCAUCGGAAGCUUCCAGGUGCCCGACACGAACAUAAUGAUUGAAGAAGCUGGCCUUGACAUCUUCAUUGGCUCUAGGGGAAGUGACAAGACAAGUGGCCGAGCUAGUAAGCUUGCACUCAAAGGUCUCAUCGAUUUUCAAGGCCUCAGAGUGGCUGCGGGACUUGAAACCAGCACUGAUGGGUCGCCAGACUCACGGAGAUGGAUCGUCUAUGGUGCUUACCAAGGUGACCUUCGACUGUCCGCGUUGGAGGGAGCCAAGUCCCUCAAAGAGCAUCCCGAUCUGGACAUUGAAUUGACGCACGUGGCGAUCAUAGCAUCCAACAAAAAGGGAAUCUGGACGAACCCUCUAAAAAUCAAUAAUCUCGCAGGGAACAAGACAGUCGGUGGAUUGACUCUCAUCGCCUCUGUCAGUGCUAAAAGGCUCUCUGUGGCAAUUGAGCUUCCAGACAGCAUUGGUAUAGAGAUGGGCGAGAUCGCAGAGGUCGACCGGUUCUCGGUUGGGUUGAAUAUCUCAAGCACGCCCAGUUUGGCGCUCAGCUGUGACAUACGAAUUAACAUGGCUCAACAGCCACCGCUGACUUUACAUGCAAAUCUUCAGGCGUUGCUACACGAAGCAAGCGGUGAAAUUUAUCUUAACCCUGAAGUCCCAUGGAGGAACCCUUUUGGCGUUAGCGAUAAGAUUGUCGUGCAGAAGCUGGCCGGCAGCAUGGCGUUCAGAUACGCAAGCGUUCUGGUGGAAGGUCCGAGUGAGCUUGCCUUUGGUGGCGUGGUCAAGUGCGGUGACUUCACUGGCGAAGCCUUCAUUGUUGUGACAAAAUUGCCUACCCGUCAAGUGCUCAAGGUCAAUAUCUCAAACCUCAAUGUGAGUGGGCUAAUUAGAAUGGCUGGCGAAAUUGGAGACUUGGACGCACUGCGGAAUAUUACUGCGGGCGACUUUCUUGUCUUCAACAAGGCUGAUAUGUACUUCUCUACUGGCAUUGAAGAGGCCUUGGGAGAGUCUUUCCCAGCGGGGAUCUCAGCCAAGGGAGAUGUCACUGUAUUCGGGAAAAGGGCCAACUUCGAUGCGUCACUGGGCUCAGACGGCUUCGAGCUGAAGGGCGAAGUGGAUGCCUUCAAAAUUGGCCCCCUCGAGGUGCGCUCUGCCAGCGGAAACCCACGAGCCAAGCUUCAGAUUGUCAUGACUUCCAAGAAGCGACUGUUGGAGAUUGAUGGUUUAAUAAUCAUCGGAGGGGACGAUGGACUCAAGAUUGGGGCCCUGAUCCAAGCUUCCCUGACUCCAGUUGUAUUUGAUGUCUGGGUCUUUGUGAGUUUCACAGACCAGAUCAAGUUUGGUCUGAGAGCUGUCGCCACAAACUUGUCAAAUCUCAAGGACCUCUCACAAGCAAAUGUAAAUUUCACUCUCACCCUUGACACCGACAUUCUAGAGCUUUUCUACAAUGGUAUUCUCGACUUUUUGGCCGAGCUACAGAAUCUAACAACAGCAUCAACCGAGGCGCUCGAGUUUGGACUGCAGAAGAGAUUGAAUGAAAUCUCUGACGAGAUCAAGGCCAAGAAGCAGCAUAUUGUGGCUAUCGAGGACCGAAUCGCGGAAGAGCAAGAAAUGCGUGAGAGCGAGAGAGCUAAAGCCGCCCUAAAGAAGUUGGAAGCGGAGACUGAACUAAAGAAGCUGGAAAGGGCAAAGAGUACUACUCAGGAGGCCAAAGAAGAAGCUGAACGAAAGAUCAAAGAGCUCUGUGAUCAGGCCAACCUCGAGCGGGAGGCGAUCAAGGCGGAAAAGAGCCUCGAGUGGAGCGCUCUCUAUGAAAGUGCUAAGAGAGAAAAAGAGAGUCUUGCAAGAGAGAAAGAGGAGCUUGAAGGGAAGAAGAAGUCAACAUUCGGCAAUGUUGCUCUUGACCUGCAGAAGUAUAUUGAAUGGUUCAAGAUAGCCAAGGCAAAAUUGGACGGACUUCUGGCAGACUCAGAAGAGAGGAAGAAGAACCUGCCAAACUUGGGGUUACUUGCUCGCGUCAAAGAGAAAAUCUACAUCGAAGCGAUUGACGCGGCAGCCACCUUUCUAAAGAAUAGACUACAGGAGGGCGAGGAUGUUAUCCAAGACUUCAAAGACACCCUCAACCGGCCGGAACUCCGCAACAUAGAGAUUGAGAUCAACGAAAAAGAUGCCGACCUUGCAAAAGCAACCGAAAUGGUAGACAGGCUUGCUAAGCAGGGCCUUGAAGGUUUCAUUGAGGCAGCGCUGGAGGAUAAGGACAAGUUUCUGAAUGCCAGGAAAGCCGAGCUGGAUGCCCUGCAAGACGGAAACUCACGAUGGAUGCAAGCCAUUCGUGAGGCACAGGCCAAACUGGACGCCGGACGGCCUGAUUUGGAUCGCAUCAUAGCCGAAGAGCAAGCCAAGAUCAAUCAAGCAAGAGACAGCAUGCAGCUUCGCCAACUACAGCAAGAGCUGCAAUCAGCCGAAGAGGAGGAGAAGCGUAAGCGAGAGCAACAAGACGCCAUCAGUACUGGUUUGCGCAUGAUUCGAAACGAGAUCAAUAGGGGUUCCGACUCAAUACGAAAACUGGUCCAGAGCAUCAAGCCGGUCGAUUUCAAGAUCAAAGGAGUGACCAUCACGGCAGACGGGAAGGAGAUAGUCCAGGGGGGUGCUAUGGUAUUCAAGAUUGCUGUUGAGCAUGAGGGCAAGAUGAUCAUGUUGGAGGAGAGAUGGGCGCCUUUUCAGAACCCAGCCGAGUUGUAUCGAGAUAUUAUGAACGGGUUAUUGAAGAACUAA
This is a messenger RNA of Fusarium musae, 2976 nucleotides long. RefSeq lists its product as uncharacterized. NCBI's taxonomy places the organism in Eukaryota, Fungi, Ascomycota, Sordariomycetes, Hypocreales, Nectriaceae. Bases 1 to 2976 code for a protein of 991 amino acids. The transcript has 6 exons. The record is from RefSeq and is a predicted model, not a curated record.